CGCCGCUGGCUAUCCAGAGAUUUCCUUUCAACUAAGCCUGGGUUUCAAGUUUCAGCUCCUCCUUCCCUUCCAGCCUGCUGAGGGAGACGCCCUCCAGAAGCAUCCAAAAUGGAGCCUCUGGUCCCUCACCCAUUAAAAUGUUCCGGGCCCAAAGCUAAGAUGUUUGCGGUCUUGUUAUCUAUGAUUCUCUGCACAGUGAUGUUAUUUCUCCUGCAACUAAAAUUCCUAAAACCUAAAAUGAACAGUUUUUACGCCUUUGAAGUGAAGGAUGCCAAAGGAAGAACGGUCUCUCUGGAAAAGUUUAAAGGCAAAGAGGUUUCCCUAGUUGUCAACGUGGCCAGUGACUGCCAGCUCACAGACAGGAACUACUUGGCGCUGAAGGAGCUGCACAGAGAGUUUGGGCCCUAUCACUUCAGCGUCCUGGCUUUCCCGUGCAAUCAGUUUGGACAAGCAGAGCCCCGCCAGAGCCAAGAAGUGGAAUCUUUGGCCAGAAAAAACUAUGGAGUAACAUUCCCCAUCUUCCACAAGAUCAAGAUUCUAGGACCUGAAGCAGAGCCUGCAUUCAGAUUUCUUGUUGAUUCUUCAAAGAAGGAACCAAAGUGGAAUUUCUGGAAGUAUCUGGUCAACCCUGAGGGUCAAGUUGUGAAGUUCUGGAGGCCAGAAGAGCCGGUGGAUGCCAUCAAGCCUCACAUAUCACAAAUGAUUGGGCAAAUCAUAAUAAAAAAGAAAGAGGAUCUGUGAAGAUGCCACAGGGAAGGCAGUCCUCUCCAGAGGCUUUGUCCUCAGAUUGAAUGCUUUGACAAGUAAACGUAGCACUGGAGAAUGACUUGGGUUUUUUUAUAUGCUAUCUUACUAGUCAAGAGUAAUGAAUGUGUCAGGAGGAAGAUGUUACCCAAGACAAAAAAUUAAAAAAUAGUAGCCAAAGAAUCAAAAUGCAGUACAUUACAUCCAUCUGACUGUAUUGAAAAAUUUCAGGUACAUAGUCACUAAUGUGCUACAACAUACUGUUAUUCCAAUUGGUCUUUUCUUCACUUGUACUUUAUAGAGAAGCUAGCACCCAAACACCACUGUGUGGAUACAAGAAUACUUUGUGAGACAGGAAUUUUUAAUAACUUACUACAAAUGGCUACAUUGAUGUAAUAAAAUAUGUUGAAAAAUGUAGAAUGCAUAGUUUCAAAUACUGCCAUGUUUGUUUCAUACACAGGACUUUGUUGGCUUUUUUUUUUCUUUUCUGAAGAAUAGGUCUCUACUGAUUUACUCUAUCUUGCUAAACAGUAAUUCACAAAUGGUAUAAUAUUUCAAAAAGGCUAUGUGCCAGAGGCUCACUCCUAUAAUCCUCGCUACUCAGGAGGCUGAGAUCUGAGCAUCAGAGUUCAAAGCCAGCCUGGACAGGAAAGUCCAUGAGACUCAUCUCCAAUUA
Perognathus longimembris pacificus (Pacific pocket mouse) is the source of this 1420-nucleotide messenger RNA. RefSeq names its product glutathione peroxidase 8 (putative) (gene Gpx8). Gene Ontology annotation, molecular function: glutathione peroxidase activity. The record is from RefSeq and is a predicted model, not a curated record. Bases 109 to 741 code for a protein of 210 amino acids. Lineage: Eukaryota; Metazoa; Chordata; Mammalia; Rodentia; Heteromyidae. Gene Ontology annotation, biological process: response to oxidative stress. The transcript has 3 exons.